CUCCUCUCUUACUCCUCCUAUUGCAGCAACGACGAGAAGAAGAAGAAGGAUCGAUCAAUCAUUGCCACCCCACCCCUCUCUGUUUUGUCCUAAUCCCCUUUCCUCCUCCUUGAGAUUCGAUUCGUCUCUGCUCAUCACGCAAUAAUUAACUACUCCACUUUCCUUCCUCCAGUAAUUAUUAUUAUUAUAAUCCUUCCUGCAACUUCAAUCCCCACUUUUCCCCUCUGUUUGCUUGCUUUCUUUCUUUCUUUCUUCUGAGAUUGAGCAUGAGAGAGAUAGAGAGAAAAAUGAAUGGAACUAGAGGAGAUUCAUGGACUGUAGUACUAGUACUUGAGUAGACGAUGAUGAUUGAUUGAUCUCGAAGAAGAUACUACUCCAUCAAGGAUAGGAGAUGGAAAUGGAGAUGGAGACGAUGAUGAUUGAUUGAUGCAGCAGGGCCCAAGGACAGAGAGAAGAAGAAAGAAAGAAAGGCCGCUCCUUUUUAUGUCAAACAGCAUCAUCAAGUGAAAGAAAAGGAGGAGAAGGCUGGCUGGGUGACUGUGGAGCAGAACCUGGACUGGAAAAAGAUGGGAUCAGAUCGCCCAGCCAGCUUUUCGUUGAUUCUAAAUGCCAAUCAAAAUGCCAAAAAGAAAGAUCCUCGAUUUUCUUUGCUCUAUCCACUGCACACCCGGUGCGGCGUCUGCUCCCACGGCGUCAAGACCGGCGCCGCCGCGGUCUUCACGGCGGAGUGCUCCCACUCCUUUCACUUCCCCUGCAUCGCCGCCCGCGCUGCCACCGCCACCGCGCUCGCCUGCCCCGUCUGCGCCGCCCCAUGGCGCCAGGCCCCCUUCAUCAACACCUACAAGCGCACCGCCACCACCUUCAAACUCGAUGACAAUGCCUCCCCGCGCCACCACAAGCGCAAGGCCUAUGACGACGACGAGCCCCUCCAGCCGCCCAAGGCCGCCGCCGCCGCCUUCAACCCUAUCCCUGAGGACGACGUCGCCGAGGCAGAAUUCAGGGGCUUCUUCCCGCCGCGCCCCAGGACCGGCCUGGCCGUCACCCUCGCGCCGGAGGCCGCCCUCGUGUCCUCUGGCCGGAGGCACGGCAAGUACGUGGUAGCCGUCAGGGUCAAGGCGCCGGGCCUACGCUCCUCGCCGUCCACGCGCGCGCCCAUCGACCUGGUCACGGUGCUCGACGUGAGCCAGGGCAUGAUGGGUGACAAGCUGCAGAUGCUCAAGAGAGGGAUGCGCCUCGUCAUCGCCUCGCUCGGCCCGGCCGACCGCCUCGCCAUCGUCGCCUUCUCCGGCGCUGCCAAGCGCCUGCUGCCGCUGCGGCGGAUGACGCGCCAGGGCCAGCGUUCGGCGCGCCAGAUCGUCGAUCGCCUCGUCGUCUGCGCCGCCGCCCAGGGCCAGGAACAGGCGCAGUCCGUCUGCGUCGGCGACGCGCUGCGCAAGGCCACCAAGGUCCUGGAGGACCGCCGCGACCGCAACCCCGUCGCCACCGUCAUGCUCCUCUCCGACACGCAGCAGCAGCAGGAUGCUAGGAAGCCUGGUGCGGUCCGGCGCCCGCCGGCCGCCCCUCCAGCAACGCGGUUCACGCACGUUGAGAUCCCCAUCGGGCCGGGGGAGGAACCGGCGCGGUCGGCGCUGGUGGCGGAGGAGGACCAAGUGGGAGACGGCGCGUUCGCGGAGCACGCCUUCGCGAAAUGCCUGGGUGGCCUCGUGAGCGUGGUGAUGCAGGAGGUGCAGCUGGAGCUGGCCUUCUCGAUGGGUGAGAUCACGGCGGUGUACUCGUGUGGCUCCGGCCAGCAGGCGGUGGCCCUUGGCGGCGGCGGCGGCGGUGGCGCGGUGGUGAGUGUGGCGCUGGGCGAGAUGUACGCGGAGGAGGAGCGGGAGCUUCUGGUGGAGCUGCGCGCGCCGAUGAGCCUGAGCCACCCGCACUCGCUGUCCGCGCGGUGCAGCUACCGCGACCCGGCAUCGCAGGAGACGGUGCGCGGCGCGGAGCAGCUGCUGCUGCUGCCGGCCCUCGACGGCGGGAGCUCGUCGCGGCGGCUCCAUGACCUGUUCGUUGCGACGCGAGCGGUGGCCGAGUCGCGGCGGCUGGCAGAGCUGAAUGACUACGCGACGGCCAUCCACCUGCUGUCGUCGGCGCGGGCGCUGGUGCUGCAGUCGCCGCCGGGGCAGCAGCAGCAGGAGCUGGUGGGCAGCCUGGACACGGAGCUGAGCGACAUGCGGUGGCGGCGCGGGCAGCAGCAGCCGCAACCGCGGACGCCGACGUCUGCGGGAAGACGGCGUGGCGAGGCGGAGGAGACGCCGCUGACGCCGACGUCUGCGUGGCGCGCGGCGGAGCAGCUGGCGAAGGUGGCCAUCAUGAGAAAAUCCAUGAACAGGGUCAGCGAUCUGCACGGAUUCGAGAAUGCCAGAUUCUGAGUUCGAUCAUCAAUCAAUCAAUCAAUCUUCUGAGCUUGUAAUCAAUGAGAUUUUUCCAUUUCUUUUUGUUUUGAUUUUCUUCUUCUUUCUUCUUCUUUGAAAUGAAUCAAAGGAAGAGAACAACAGACGACAGUAGUAUGCUGGAGUCCCUGCCGUUGUGCGGCGGACGUAAAUUAAAUUAAUUAUUACUCCCUCCAUUGGCAUUGCCAUUACCAUUUUACCAUUCUCUUCUAAUUGAACUACUACUAGUUUCAGGUGAACAAAUACCAGCACUAGCUUUGGAUCUCAAUUUUCCAUACGCUUUCGCUUCUCGCUUGACAAGAAACUCAAACU
Messenger RNA from Oryza brachyantha (malo sina), 2744 nucleotides. RefSeq names its product E3 ubiquitin-protein ligase WAV3. The transcript has 2 exons. Bases 567 to 2411 code for a protein of 614 amino acids. The record is from RefSeq and is a predicted model, not a curated record. NCBI's taxonomy places the organism in Eukaryota, Viridiplantae, Streptophyta, Magnoliopsida, Poales, Poaceae.